AAGCAAUGUCAAGUUCAGUUUAUUAUUCUAUUUGAAUCAAUGAGUGCAUAGUAUGAACUAAACUGAAAUAUAUAUAUUAUAUUUUUUUCAAAAUUUAUGUAAUGGCUGAUAAAGGCGGCUACAAUCCUUACGAGCAUCGCGAUGUGGAAAAUCCCUUGUCAAAUUUUGGAGCUUUCAUAUCAUUACUCAAAUGCGUUGUGGGUACUGGAAUUUUGGCUCUGCCCUUGGCUUUCUACUAUGCAGGAAUCAUUUGUGGCACCAUCCUCCUGAUUGCCGUGGCUUUCAUACUCAUCCAUGGCAUGCAAUUAUUGAUUAUGUGCAUGAUUGAAUGUGCUAGGCGCCAACAAAUGGGAUACUGCACUUUUCCGCUGUCUAUGAAGUUUUCCCUUAGCGAGGGACCCAGGUUCUUCCAGUGUAUAGCCAAGGCGGGUGCUAUAAUAUGCUACAUUGUCCUCAUAACCUCACACUAUGGUGUGUGUGUUGUGUACCUGGUUUUUGUCAGCGAGAACCUGAAGCAAAUGUUCGACUUUCACGUCACAGAACUAAAUGUGAGAAUUUAUGUGGCAAUUGUCGGACUUUUUAUGAUGGCGCCAUUUAUGAUCCGUUCCCUCAAGUGGCUCGUUCCCUUCAGCCUACUGGCCAGCAUUUGCAUUUACCUUGGAUUCACCUGUAUUAUAUACUACCUAUUCAAGGAUCUGCCUCCGAUCUCUGAUAGAGCUGUUUUCUUUGGUCAAGUUUCCUAUCUACCAAAUUUUUUUGGCAUAGCACUGUUUUCAAUCACGUCUGUGGGUGUGAUGUUGGCCAUUGAGGCCAAAAUGGAACACCCAGAACAGUACAUCGGAUGGUUUGGAAUCCUAGACAUUGCCGUAGUGGUUGUCAUCAUAUCGUAUGUAUUCUUUGGGGUAAUGGGCUACUGGAAGUUUGGAAACGAAAUUCAAGGAAGUAUAACCCUUAACCUGCCUAUUGAGGAAACAGUUGCCCAAAUUUCCAAGACCUUCAUUAUGAUUGCCAUCUUCUUCACCUAUCCCCUGAGCGGAUACGUGGUAAUCGACAUAAUUAUGAACCAGUUUUGGAACAGAAACGGCGACCUUCAACACGCCGUUCUCAAGGAGUACAUCGUGCGGAUCAUUUUCGUUCUAAUAAGCACCAUAAAUGCUGCAGCCUUUCCUAAGCUCGGACCCCUGCUCACGCUUGUGGGGGCCUUCACCAUCUCCUUGCUGAACAUCAUUUUCCCGGCUUUUAUGGAGAUUUGUCUGCUCUUUCCGGCGGAGUAUAAUUACGGCAUGCUUAAGUGGAAGUUAGUCAAGGACAUUCUGCUGAUAAUAUUUGGAACUUUUGUUCUAGUUCUCGGAAGCCACUCGUCCAUCAAAGAAAUGAUCAAUGAGUGGGGAGAAAAGACAACAGCCGAGCCCACAACCACGGAGGUGACUACUGAAUUGGGGACCACCGUGGUUGCCCCUCCAGCCCAAGCGCCUCCAGCCUUUCUACGGUUCUUUGAAGAUGAUACUCUGGUAUGAGAGAUCAUCCAGACAUACCUUUCCCUUUCAUUGGGAAGGAAGUGUAUACCCUUCAACGGGGAAGCUUUGCUAUAUAAUGCGAGCUGUGUUUUUAACAAAAUUUAUACAAUUUUCUAGUAAUAUUGUAUAUUUUAAUAAUUUUACCAA
Molecule: messenger RNA, 1664 nt
Organism: Drosophila bipectinata
Lineage: Eukaryota; Metazoa; Arthropoda; Insecta; Diptera; Drosophilidae
Product: glutamate transporter polyphemus-like
Biological process (GO): amino acid transmembrane transport
Molecular function (GO): L-amino acid transmembrane transporter activity
Source: RefSeq, a predicted model, not a curated record